Molecule: messenger RNA, 1510 nt
Organism: Aphanomyces astaci
Lineage: Eukaryota; Oomycota; Saprolegniomycetes; Saprolegniales; Verrucalvaceae
Exons: 7
Coding region: 16-1383 (455 amino acids)
Molecular function (GO): nucleotide binding
Source: RefSeq, a predicted model, not a curated record
CUCGCUCAUAACAACAUGGCUGCAGGAGAACCCUCGAGUGCCAAGGACGGCCCGGUGCGCGCGAUCGUCAUUGGAGCAGGUCAACGCGGACGCAUCUACGCGCAAUACGCGACCGAACGCCCCGACCUAUUCCAGAUCGUGGGCGUAGCCGAGCCUCAAACGUACUGGCGCGAGUUCAUGACGUCAACGUACAAGAUUGCACCAGAAAACGUGUUCUCGGACUGGAAAGAAGCCGCCAAAGUGGCCAAGUUUGCGGACGCUGUGAUCAUUGCCACCCAAGACGCCAUGCACGCAGACAACGCGGUGGCAUUUGCCGACUUGGGGUACCACAUUCUGCUGGAAAAGCCCAUGGCCGUGACAAAAGAGGAUUGUCUGCGCAUUUACGAAGCCACACAGCGCAACAACGUGAUGCUGUCCGUGUGCCACGUCAUGCGAUGCAGUCCCUACUCGCAGAAGCUUCGCGACCUGUGCGGCCGCAUCGGCAAAGUGGUCAACAUCCAGCACUUGGAGCCCGUGGGGUUCUGGCACCAAGUGCAUUCGUUCGUCCGGGGCAACUGGAGCCGCCAGGACACGGCCACGUUCAUGCUCAUGGCCAAGAGCUGCCACGAUAUCGACUACAUCCACUUUCUCAUGCAAAAGGACCCGCGCGCCGUGAGUUCGUUUGGAUCGCUCUUGCACUUUCGACCGGAAGAAAAACCAGCAAACGCAGGCGACCGAUGCCUCGACUGCCCCGUCGAGUCGUCGUGUGUGUAUUCUGCCAAGCGCAUGUACUUGGACGAAUGUGAUAUUACCCUGCCUGACAUUGAGUCCAUUGGGGAGGAUCGCGUCACACUGACCAAAAGCAAGAACGGUUGGUAUUAUGGCAAGUGUGCUGCGUCCACCGGCUACACGGCGUGGCCGCUUGAAGUGCUGCAUGAAAGCCCGAAUGUCGACACGAUUACGGAAGCGUUGCGCACGGGACCAUACGGACGAUGCGUGUACUCGUGCGACAACGACGUCGUGGACAACCAGGUCGUGACGUUUCAGUACAAGGACGGCUCCACGGCGUCAUUUACGAUGGUGGCAUUCACCGAGUCCCAGUGUGCUCGGAAAACCAAAGUGUUUGGGACCACGGGGGAACUCACGGGCGAUGGCACGACGAUCCGCCAUUUCGACUUUUUGACGCGCGUCGUGACCGAGUACACGCCGUCGGCGCCCCCCGCGACGUCCAAACUGAGGGGCCACGGAGGUGCCGACUAUUUCCUCGUCGAGAACUUUGUCGAGGGAGUGCGCACCAACAACCCCGAGGUGCUCAUGACUGGCGCCGCGGAAUCCCUCAAGUCGCACCUCAUGGUGUUUGCGGCCGAAGAAGCGCGCUUGAAAGACACAGUGAUUCCGUUAUAAGUGGACAUCGCGCAAUGUAUGUAUCCGUCGCCAUCGGUGGAGAUGUUAAUAUCUGGGAUGUUGUCAACACGCUACAUAUUUGUACAUUGACACUUAUAUGCGGUCAACUUACAGACAACAAAUGCUA